UAUAAAAGCCCAACCAAGGGAGCCAACUCAACAUAUUCGUCUACAACCGCACUGAAAGCGCACAGUGAAUUUCAGCCUUUGCAAAAGAAUCACUCCAAAAACUCUUAACAAAAUGUUCAAAUUGUUCGCUCUCUGCUUCGUAGCCCUCUUCGCCUGUGCCUUCGGUGCGGCCAAACCAGCGCUCCUGGCUUCUCCAUUGGCAUACUCAGCACCAUUGGCCGCUGGCCCUGUUGCUGCUGCCUACGCCGCGCCGGUAGCCGCUGCUUACUCCGCUCCCCUCGCCUACACUGCUGGUUAUGCGCCCUACAUUGCUCCCUAUGCUAGCAGCUACACCGCUCAUGGCGUCGCCCAUACUGCUGCUUUCCCUGCUGCCUACGCUGCUGCUCCAUAUGUUGCCUCAUAUGCCGCUCCAGCCGUGGUUCCCGCUGCACGCUUCGUCGCCUCAGCUGCUCCGGUAGUUGCCGCUUCUCCCGCAUUUGCCGCAGCCCCAGCCGUCGCUGCUGUUCCAGUUGUGAAGAAAUAAGUUUUUAUUUAGCAAUUGGACUAUACUAUUUGAAUUGAUAAGGAUAAAGCAAAAAUAAUAAAAAAAAAGACUCAACGAACUGA
Bactrocera oleae (olive fruit fly) is the source of this 606-nucleotide messenger RNA. Its product is annotated as cuticle protein 38. Lineage: Eukaryota; Metazoa; Arthropoda; Insecta; Diptera; Tephritidae. The record is from RefSeq and is a predicted model, not a curated record.